Phyllotreta striolata is the source of this 4182-nucleotide messenger RNA. Lineage: Eukaryota; Metazoa; Arthropoda; Insecta; Coleoptera; Chrysomelidae. The record is from the annotation of a GenBank genome assembly.
AUGAUGGAUUAUCUCGACGAAGAACGACAGGAAACGUACAACAAAUGUAAAUAUAUUGUUAAAUUGUGGGAACACGAAUUUAAAAAGGAACACAAGAGGAUUCCAUCUAAACUAGAUAUAAGAGAAGCAAACAGCAAGGUAAAAAACGCUUACAAAAAGUACUUUCAAUUAAAAUCUGUAAUAUUGGAUCAAAGUUUUAAAGACAUCGUAGAGUUUGAUGACCUAGACGAAGAAAUCGAAAAAAACAAAGAAUCUCCCAAGUUACAAUCACUCGAACAUACUGACAAUAUUAGCAAGUGUUCUGAAAAAAAAUUAUCACAAACCGAGGAAGAAAACAAAGUCCCCGAAAAUGUAUGGGGAGCGCAUUUGAAUCACCCGAAAGAAGAAACGAAACCUCAAGAACCGCAGGAAUUCAAACCCAGCAUCAAUUCGACCAUAUCCAAGAAACUGUUUUGCGGUUCCAAGUUCACGAAAAGAAACCCGAGGAAAUCCUUGUCGUUUUCGAGGAAGAGCAAAAGUUCUUCACAACAAUCUGUAUCGUUCGCCAGCUUCACUUCCGAAGAAGCCAUUAAUUUCGCGCAGGACGAAGACAAACCGGACAAAUUCAAAAUUCAUGAAGGCUUCCUGUCGCAACCGACCAAAGUAAUUCAAACGUUCUUCGAGGACGCUCGAUCGAAAUUGAAAACCGUCGACGCCGGUUGGUUGGACAGGGUGAGUGGAAUUACAACAAAAUCAAACACCAGCUUUGAAUAUACCACACGGCACACUGAGGUUACUAACGACGAUAGCGACGAUGUAAUCGAAAAUUCCGAUGACGAAGACACCUUAGUGUGCAGUCAAUUUAGUCAAAUAUCUAAAAGAAGAAAAAUCGAAACCUCCCCUGUAGUUUCGGCCACCGAUAUCGAACAAACGAAAGACGACACUCAAAUUAAAAACACUAACCAAGAAAGCGAAGUUAGCAACAAUUUGCAAUCGCCAAUAAUUAAUAAGGAGGAGGAUCAAUCGACUGAUUCAGAGAUUACAAAGAAAACGAGUAGUUCACAGAAAACUAGGAAACCGAAAGCAACUGCCAAGAAAACGAGACAUUCCAAAACAAAGAAAGACACAUCGGAAAAUGAAUUGGAAAUAUCCCCGAGAAGAUCCGCGAGGGGUAACAAAGUCAAAGCGAGCUUCAAGGAAUUCUCCAGCGAUGAAGAAUUGGAUCCUUUUCAUACAGAUUCCGAUAGAGAAGAUCCCGAAUUUCGGCUAGAUAACACAGAUUGCAAGACCGAUAGUCCAGAUGAAAAACUCCCCUUACCUCCAGUCAAGAAACCGAAGGGAAGAAAACCGAAACAAACGAGCAAAAGCAGACCGACAGAAGAAGAACAAGAAGAGGAACCGCACAAAUACGAUUUGGAAUUCUCAGUUAAACCUCGUACAGUCGUAUCCAGAUACGGAAGCGUCAAAAAUAUCCUAAAAACCAAAAACAAAGAGCUAAUCGGCAACACCGCCAAAGAGGAAGGAUUAGUCAAGGACAAGGAAGAGCAAGCCAGAGAAAAACUAGAACAAAAAAUAUCCUCCGGCACGCUCAACGACAACUUCGUCAAAAUCAACAUCAGAAAGAAGGUGUUUGUCAGAGGCAAGACGAGCGUGAAUUUCAAACGGUACAAAAAGACCCAAUGGAAGAAGGCCAAGGCGAAGGCCCUGGCGGGGCCCGACAUGGACAUGGGGGGCUGCGACGGCGGCAUGUUGACCUGCUUCAAUUGCGGACAGGUCGGUCACUUCGCCCAAGCCUGUCCGCACAACAAAGGCGACGCCCUGCUCCCCCUAAACGCCGCGGAAGAUGCAGAAGAAUGCCCUUUUCCUACGUUAGAAGAGGCCUCCAAAAUGGCUGAAGAAAGCCACUUGAACAUAAGAAAGUCCAAGUUGCCUUCUAACGAAGAUAAUCCCGGCGAAGAUCCAUUUAGCGACGAAGAUUCGGAAGAGUUACUGCUCGAAACUAUGAAACUCGAGGAGCACAUUAAGAAAUUAGACGUACAAGUCUAUAUGGACAGUACUAAAGAUGUAGAAAGCUAUUAUAAACUCGACGAUAAUGGUAGUGUAAUAGAUACUCCCCAGGAAGUUUUCCAGGCUUUGGAGAAGUUCGGGCACUCUUCGUUUAGGCACGGGCAAGAACGAGCCAUCAUGCGAAUUCUAUCCGGACAAUCGACUUUAGUGACCCUAAGCACAGGCUCCGGAAAGAGUUUGUGCUACCAAUUACCCGCCUAUCUCUAUUCGCAACGGGAACCCUGCAUCUCCCUGGUCAUCUCCCCGCUGGUCUCCCUCAUGGACGAUCAAGUCGUGGGCAUAGCCAAAUGCCUGAAGGCCGCCUGCCUGCACUCCAACCAAACCGGCGCCCAACGGAAGAAGAUCCUCGACGCCAUCGCCUUGGGCGAAUUGAACAUUCUGCUGGUCUCGCCGGAAGCGGUGGUGUCCGGCGAAAAACAGAGAGGAUUCGGCUCGUUCCUGAGAAAACUGCCGCCGAUAGCGUUCGCCUGCAUCGACGAGGCCCACUGCGUGUCCCAAUGGUCGCACAACUUCCGCCCGAGCUACCUCAUGAUCUGUCGCGUUCUCCGAGAAAGUUUAGGCGUGAAGACCAUCCUCGGGCUGACGGCCACCGCGACCGAGGCCACGCGGACCAGCAUCAUCCGGCACUUGGGCAUACCGGACGGGGAGCGCGGCGUGAUCAGCGACGUCCCGCUGCCCGACAACCUCGAAUUGACCGUUUCGAGGGACCCGAAUCGCGACCGCGCGCUGCUCGAUCUGCUGCUAUCGGAUCGAUUCAAGCGCUUCAACAGCAUCAUAAUCUACUGCACGAGGCGGUUGGAGUGCGAGCGGAUCGCGGCGUUCCUGCGCACCGCUUUGAAGAACGAGCAGCCCUUGCAGAAAGACAACAAGAAACGCAAGCGGGCCAGCAAUCAGGCGGAGCCUUAUCACGCCGGUCUGUCGGCCAGCCGAAGGAAGUCUAUACAAAACGCCUUCAUGUCGGGGCAAUUGAGAGUCGUGGUGGCUACCGUGGCGUUCGGAAUGGGCAUCAACAAGUCGGAUAUCAGAGCCGUGGUGCAUUACAACAUGCCCAGCAGCUUCGAGAGUUACGUGCAAGAGAUCGGUAGAGCCGGUCGGGACGGUUUGGAGGCGCAUUGCCACGUGUUUUUGGAUUCCUCGGGUAACGACAUAUACGAGUUACGCAGGCACAUCCAUUCGAGCUCGAUCGAUCGCCAGGUGAUCAGGAAACUGCUCGACAAAGUGUUCGUUCCGUGCGUGUGCAAGGAGAAGUGUCCCAAACACGAGGUGGCCUUUUCCAUCGAAGCGGCGAUUCGAGCUUUGGAUAUCCCCGAGGAGAACGUGUCGACGUUGCUGUGCUACCUCGAAUUGCACGCCAACAAGUACAUCGAAUUGCUGAGUCCGGCUUACACGACGUGCAAGAUCAUCUCCUACGCCGGCCCGUUGCAGAUCAGAAAGGCGGCCAAGGAUUGCCCGCCUUUGGCCAUGGCGUUGGCUUUGUACAAGGACAAGCAGGACAGCGGCGAGAACGUUUUGGAAUUCCCCGUGAUAGACGUGGCCGCUGCGAUGGGCUGGGAGAGCGGCAUAUGCAAAUUUAAAUUGAAGAAUCUCGAGUGGAUUACAGUGAAUAACCAGCAGAAACGGUCGACUUUGAGCGUGCAAUUCAGCGAUUUGGGCUUCAGGCUGUUGGCGCCGGGGAAUCUAUCGGGUGAUCAAUUAGACGAGGUACUGGACGUGCUCUACGAUCGAGUGGUGGAACAGGAAAAAACCGCUUUGCUGCAACUGAACGCCAUUCACGCGACGCUGCGCGAAGUCGCCCUGCCUUCGUUUCGAGCUUGCUUAGACGCUCCGAACGAUCGACGGAUCAAAUCGAAGGUCAGGGAGUAUUUCGAUUCGUCGGACUGUUUGAAGGCCUUCUCUCUAACGGAGUAUCCCGAAUUCGACGAGGACCGGCUCGCGGCCGACGUGAGAGCGAUCGUUUGCAUGUACAGAGACAACAAUUUCACGGCGAGAACCAUCGCGAGGAUAUUCCAGGGCAUCCAGAGCCCCAACUACCCGGCCGUCAUAUGGGGCAGGUGUAAAUUCUGGAGGAGCCACUUGGACAAGGAUUUUCACGUUAUCGUCAAAACGGCGAUAAAGGAAUUGAUCAAAAUGAGAUAA